Messenger RNA from Coccomyxa subellipsoidea C-169, 513 nucleotides. RefSeq lists its product as hypothetical. Bases 1 to 513 code for a protein of 170 amino acids. The record is from RefSeq and is a predicted model, not a curated record. Lineage: Eukaryota; Viridiplantae; Chlorophyta; Trebouxiophyceae; Coccomyxaceae. Gene Ontology annotation, molecular function: ribosome binding; translation initiation factor activity. Gene Ontology annotation, biological process: translational initiation; ribosome disassembly. The transcript has 4 exons.
AUGAAAUCAACACUGGAUCCCUUUCCUGCACCGCCGCCGCCGCCCACUGUACCGUUGCUGCCGGACGAAACAGAGAUCCGGCUGGUCCGCGAGGACAAGUCCCACGAGGUGUUGACAUACAGGAGGGCUGUGAGGGAGGCGCAGAGGGCGGGGCUGGAUCUGAUCGGUGUGGCGCUGACGGCGCAGCCGCCGGUGUUCCGGCUGGGCAACGCUGACAAGGCGGCCCACGCGGCGCGCCAGCGCGAGAAGGAUCUGCGCCGCAAGGAGGUGCGCAUAGGGCCCACAGUGGCAGAGCACGAUCUGCAGGUGAAGCUGAAGCAGGCGCGGGGGUUUGUGGAAAAGAACCACCGCGUCAAGCUGUUUGUGCCGUACCGUAUGCAGCAGAGGCAGGAUGCAUUUGUCAUGCUUGGUCGGCUGCGCGAGCUGGGCAGCGAGUUUGCAGCCGUUGCCAACCCUGCUGAAAACGAGCGGCUCGCUCGCAACACCUUUGCUAUCUUCUUGUCACCCAAGUAG